AUGAGUUUCCUGAGUCUCCUCGGAGUCACAUUGUUAGCUGGCCACGUUAGUGCCUUUCGUGGCCAGCUUGCCGCUUCCGCCUACACAUCGAAGCCGAACAGUCCAGGGUUUAUCUAUCAAAACAUCUAUUUGACCGACUACACCACUAGAUCUACCUACGCCGCACAACUUUAUGGGGGAUUCAAUGGUUGCACCACCUCGGAAUGUUCGGUCUACUUUGAGGAAACUAGCGAUGGUGGAUACGGAUUCAAUGCAUUAAUGUGGCGAACAAGCAACGGCUGUCAUAAUAUUGAUUUCAAGGGUGCUCUGGACGCUGGACAUGGUUACUGUUGUGGCUCGUUGCCAUGUUAUAUUACCGCCUAA
Messenger RNA from Penicillium subrubescens, 363 nucleotides. RefSeq lists its product as uncharacterized. The record is from RefSeq and is a predicted model, not a curated record. NCBI's taxonomy places the organism in Eukaryota, Fungi, Ascomycota, Eurotiomycetes, Eurotiales, Aspergillaceae. The coding region runs from base 1 to 363 and encodes 120 amino acids. The transcript is spliced from 2 exons.